AUGGCUGCAGAUACUGAUUGUACGCCUCCUUUUGCUAAUAUAGAAAGUGGUGAUGGUAAGGGUGAUAAUGAAGUUCCUGUUGUGGAAGAUGAGAUUACCGUAAGUUCGGAUGAGCUGAAGCAGACAUUGAACGGUAGACCACCACGGCAUGUCUCGGUCGUAAGGCAUUCUAUCAGCACCACCACUUUGGUGCCGCCCUCUGAUUUGGAUUCUUGCACUGGAGUGACUGCAAUCAAUCUCCCAUCAGAUUUAGUAUCAAACUAUGUACCGGUAUUUCGUUCUGGAAGCUGUGCUGAGAAAGGACCUAAGCAGUACAUGGAGGACGAACAUGUCUGCAUCGAUGAUUUGCCUCUGCAUUUAGGUGAUACUGUGGGUUUCCCUUCACCUGGAGCUUUUUACGGGGUGUUUGAUGGCCAUGGAGGCACAGAUGCAGCGUGUUUCGUGCGAACCAAUAUCCUCAAGUAUAUAGUAGACAACUCCUUCUUCCCAGCAUGCCUGGAGAAAGCAAUCAAAAGUGCCUAUCUCAAAGCUGAUUACACAUUCGCUGACGACAGUUCUGUAGACAUAUCUUCCGGCACCACUGCUUUGACUGCUUUCAUAUCUGGAAGGAAAAUGAUAGUGGCCAACGCGGGUGACUGCCGGGCUGUGCUGGGAAAGCGAGGGAAAGCAAUUGAGAUGUCUCGGGACCACAAGCCCAACUACACGUCCGAACGGCUCCGGAUCGAGAAGCUCGGCGGGGCCAUCUACGACGGGUACCUCAACGGCCAGCUGUCAGUCUCACGGGCCCUGGGGGACUGGCACAUGAAGGGCCCAAAGGGGUCGGCCUGCCCGCUGAGUGCGGAGCCCGAGCUUCAGGAGACCCUCUUGACUGAGGAUGACGAGUUCUUGAUAUUGGGCUGCGACGGGCUGUGGGAUGUGAUGAGCAGCCAGUGCGCGGUCAGCAUGGCUCGCAAGGAGCUGAUGCUCCACAACGACCCUGAAAAAUGCUCGAGGGAGUUGGUUCGAGAGGCCCUCAAGAGGAACACUUGCGACAACCUCACGGUUGUUGUCGUCUGCUUCUCGCGGGACCCGCCGCCGAGGGUGGAGGUAGCACCGGCUCGGGUCAGGAGGAGCAUAUCGGCCGAGGGGCUGAAUCUGCUCAAGGGCGUGCUCGAGGGUAACCUGUGA
This is a messenger RNA of Striga hermonthica, 1167 nucleotides long. The record is from the annotation of a GenBank genome assembly. NCBI's taxonomy places the organism in Eukaryota, Viridiplantae, Streptophyta, Magnoliopsida, Lamiales, Orobanchaceae.